AUGGCGACUCCGAUCGGUUCUCCCCGUGUCCCCUCGACUGUCGGUUCUUCACUAGUGACGCCAGUUGCUCGGGAUGUCGUGGAGCCCGAUGAUAGUGCCCACGCAUCUCGCUGCACUGCGCCCGCCUCGCACGCUUCGCUCGCUCGCUCUGCUUCGCUGCUUGCUUCGCUGCCUGCUGAGGACGAUCAGAGAGCUCAGCACCAUGCGACGCCUUUGCCAUGCUCUGCUGCUGCUGCUUUCGCAACGCCUGGCACGAUGCACGCCGGCAUGCUGCCUGCUUCUGCCACCGCUCGUCUUUUGCCCUUGUUGCCUGCCUUUUCUGCGUCCGCUCAUCCUGUCCUCUGUCCCUUCGCGGAGAUCCAGAGGGCGCUCGGGCCCUCGGUCCGGGCCGGACGACCGUGGUCCACCGAUUUCGGACCCGGCGUCCUUUCUUCCACCAGCGAGCAACCGGGUGCACCCCAUGUUUCCGUCGCAACGAUUACCGCGGCGGAUCAUGGUGGUGCUGCCCCCGCCAACGAUAACGGCGGGAGGCUUACCGGUCCCCGUGCUGUCGGGGCUCUGGUCGAUGAAGCCAUUGGGUCGGAAGCAUCCGCGCGCAUCGCCGCCGAUAUUCUGGCGAUCGCGCAGGGUGUGACCAGCACCCAAGCCGACCUCGAUAUCUUGAGGAACGGCGUCUCGGAUAUCACUGAAGCACUUGAGAACAAGAUCCGAGACAUGUGGGAGCUUCUUCAGGCCGAGUUGAGGAAAGAACGUGAGCUGUUCAUGCAGUUCCAGGACUCUUUCCGCGAGAGGCGGAUUUCUGACCACGAGACGCUUGAAGAUCAUUUUGCGAAGCUCACUUCGAUGGUCAAUGACCGACUCAUCGAGUUUGAUGAGCGGAUCCAUCACUUCAACGAAAAGCGUGCUGGAUCACUAUCCAUGCAGCUUGCUGAAACGAUCCGUCACAUCAAGCAGUACCCAGACGCGCUGCGGCAGAUCCAUGCCGAGGCGCGGGUCGCUGCGGUGGAGCAGAGCGCUACCCACCGCAUUGAAGUCAUCAGAUCCGAGAUGAGUCGCGCUCUCUACGAUCAUAAGGAGAGUAACCGAGCUCAUAUCGAUCAGCUGACUGUCCGGAUACAGCACCUCGAAAACGCUCACGUCGGCAGAGGCGGUUCUGAUAGAUCGACGCCUUCGCGUCCGGAACGGACGCAGUUCUUCGAUAUCAGUGACCAUGAUGGGGAUAUCCCACGCCCUGCGGAUCUGCCACCAGUUCCAGGCGUGCACAGCAACGAGUCGCUGACGAACAUCUUGGCGAAAGUCACGGGCAAAAUAAUCCUGUUGAGCCCGUUCGACAGAAUUAUGGCCAAACGUCAGCCUCAUUUUCGGGGAGAUCGCCUGAUCCGGCCGUUCCUCCCGCAAAUGCCGAUAGAGCGACUUCCGGUCAUGUUCCGAGCCUCGGGCCGUAUCCAGUCGAUGAAGCUCCUCGAGUUGGCAUUCGACCUGCUCCUGAAGCUCGAAGCUUCGUGGUAUGAUGCGAUGCUUGGCCGAACGAAUCUCAUUGGCAGUGGUGCCGGCGCACCGAUUCUCCAUAGUGAGACUGGCACUUUCACACUUGCGCCGAACACGAGUAUCACAGCAACACUUCGACCUGCUGUGACAACCGAUGCUGUGCCCCCGAUGCCCACCUUCAAUGCCAGAACGUCCGUUCCUGCACCCAGUGCCGCGCCACCCGGAGCUGGCGGACCGCCGCACGGAGGCGGCGGUUCCCCCGGUGGUGAUGGCCCAACGACAACGGGGGUGCAUAUGGCGGUGGUUUCGGAGGAUAUGGGCAUCAUGGGUCUGGCUAUGUCCCUGGUGGCGGUGGUGGCCCGCCCGGUGGCCCACCUGGUGGUCCGCCUGGUGGUGGUGGCCCUCCUGGCGGGAGUGGUCCGCCCGAUGGCGGAUCCGCCAAGCAUUCGGCCUACCGGUCGACCGAGCGGGAAUGAUACUUUCCAGUGCGAGCGCUGCACCGGAACUUUCCCGACCACCGUGCGACGACCAUGCAUCUCUUGUCGAUUCUCAUGUUGCAAUGGUUGCUGCAGAGAUCCGUUGAGAAUCUGUCUUGUGUGCCUUGAGAGACAGACUGGGAACCCGCCUGGCCCCAACGAUUCGGGACCUGGUGGACCCAAGGGUGAUGGAUCGUUGAGUGAUGCGAAGAAGGCAAAGUGUAAAUCCUUCCGGCUUGACCCUGAGCCUGAGCCCGCACAAUUGCGACGUUGGAUCGUCGAUGUGAAGGAGCGGGUUGCCAAUGCCUUCGCAUACGAUCCUGGGUACGCACUCUCAUGGGUCGAGAUUCCCGAUGGCACCCGCUACGAGGACCUUCUUGAUGAGUGCAAGUACGGAAUGCUCGAGAACGAAUGCAAUUCGGCUUUCCGUGAGUGCGUUAAGUCUAUUGCUUUGAAGAAUAAGAUUCAGACCGAAACCGAGCGCAUGCAUACGAUAAACCGGCGACUCGGGAGUAGGCAAAUCUUGUGGCUCUUGUAUGACUUUCUCCGGCCGCAUGUCACUGGCGACUCGACUUUCAAGCUCGUUGAUCUCAUGAAAACCACGAUUGAUCGGUUCACUCAUGGGUCCGAGCAGGAGAGGCUUGAAGCCUUCUCCAAUCGGUGGGAUCAUGUUCUCGCUGGUAUUUCGGUCGAUCGCCCUGAAGAUCCUGUGCUCUGUGCCCUCUUCUACGAGCAGGUACGUGAGUUCCGUUGCCUUGAGCUCGAUAUGCAAUUGUGGGACAGAGAUGUCUCUGUGCGGAACUACGCAUAUUUGCGAACUGUCUGCGUCAAUGCGAUUACAACAUGGCGCCGACGACGCAAUCAGGAGAAGAUGUACACCGCUACGCGAUCAUCCUCCGCGCAGAGGCGAUACGCUGAGAGGGAGUCCGUACCGAAGGAGCUCGCCGAGACGCUCGUCGCCCAGACGAUUCUCCCCGAGGCAAUGACAGCAUCCUCCAUUGGAGACUUUGCGUUCGCUUGUGCCGCAUCAUUCGAUAUGGCAUGUCCGUCAGUCAAGCGGAAGACAGUAUCGUUUGGGAAUACUGAGACCCGCGUGAUAGAGUCUUCUUUCCCGGAGCCAAACUUCGGCCCCGUCAAUCGCGAGAGGAAUUUGAACUAUUCGUGGCCGGAAGAUAUCCGUGGUCUGAAUAGUGCUCGCGAGAAGCGAAGGGCCCAUAUGAAGGCUGUGCUUUGGAGAGAGCAGGUUUUGCUCGAUGACGUUGAUGCCAAGACGUUGGGAAAUGAUGCUUGUGUUCUUGAGCUCAAGCUUUCUCAGCGGAGCGCUUGCGAAGUCUUUGCUGCUGCUGUCAAGUCUAUUAAGAGGGUACGGAGACUCAUGCUUGACUCCGGUUGCGGUAUAGACCUAAUUGGUCUCGGUGACUUAUCCCAUGAGGAAAGGGAUCUGAUUGUUCAAAAUGCUAAGAUUAGCCUUCGGACCGCCAUGCGCAUUGACGGUCUCGAUGAGCUGAUUGAAGCUUAUGUGCUUGAGAGCACACCAAGUCUCCUUUCCCUUGGGAAACGAUGCAAGGAACUUGGUUACCGAUUUAUUUGGGAACCUUUCUGCGAUCCGAUAUUCUUUGAUCCCAGAGGGAAGCGACUCAAGGUCGAUGUUAUCAACAACAUCCCAUACCUCGCUCCGAGCGAGACCGAAGUAGUAGCGGGUCGACCUGAUCUCCCUCGCGUAUAUCCGGUGCUCCCAGCACCGAUCAUCAUCCACGAGAAGGUCGUAGCCGCUGGUGAGGAGCCUGUAGGCGAGCUAGACGAUAUUGGAGAGCUCGAUAUUGACAUGCCCGGUGCCAAGAGCGUCCAGAAAGAUGCACCUGACGAUGCCAAGAAGGUGCCUUACAAAUCGAAGCAUCAGUCGCCGCCCGAUGAACCGAGAGCGCGCGACCUGAGAGAGGAGGCAAAGUCCAUCCGGUUUGAGAAGUUUGGCGAGCAUGUCACCAUCGACACUAUGGUGUUGCACGGGCUUGGCAAUCGCGGGAAUAAUGGGGAGACAGAUGCUGUUGUCUUCUAUGAUCUAGCAACCGAGUGGUUGGAGAGUGUUCCCGUGAAGGGAAGAACAAAUGCCGAUACGCUUCGCGCGUUCCAGCAGGUCUUCGGCGACCUUCAGGAUGUGAACUCAUUCUCCAUGGAUGUGGAGAGAAGAUACGCACCCUCUGCGAUUCGGGAAAUUUAUUGCGAUAAAGCCCGUGAGUUCAUAUCGACCUGCAAGAAAGUUGGCAUCUCUGUAAAGCAUUCUACUCCUGGCAUGCCUCGAACUAAUGCCAUUGCCGAGAGCAAGGUGAAGCUUGUCCUUCAUGGCGCACGCGUGGCGCUUCGGCAAGCAGGUUUGAGCGCCAAAUUCUGGCCUUAUGCGUGUAAGCACUUCUGUCAUGCUCGCAACAUCGAGCUGCGCGAGGGCCAGAGUGCAUACGCAUUGCGGUUUAAUGGUACCGAAUUUGACGGCCAGGUUCUUCCAUUUGGAUGUCUUGUUGACUUCUAUCCCACGCCGGCACGAAAACAGACCCGGCGAAGUCAGAGAGAUGAAGUCGUACUUGGCGAUGGUGAGGAGUAUGCACUGCCUGCGCCUGGAGAUGAUGGAUUGAUCGAUGUCGAAGUCGGAUUCGACGAUGACGAUUAUCUCGAAUGGAUUGAUGAUGGAGGUGACGAUCGAUCCGGAUCCCUCCAGGGCACCGAUGUUGAUCAUCGCUUGUCAUCCUACCAACGCCCCAGCAAGUUCUCUCCCACAAGCAAGCCCGGUAUAUUUCUGGGUUAUCACUUCGAGAAUGAAUGGGGGCAGGUGAAGAAGAUAUACUGUUCUCCCAAGGAGCGAUGGACGUUUCCGAUGCUGUCUACCGUGCCAAAGCCGAGUGAGCGUCUUGACGCCUCCGACAUGCUCGAUCUCGAAGAUAUCGAUGAAAUCUUCGCCCUUGACGAGUCGACUCGAAUGACCGAUGAAGAAGGUUCCAUAGGGGAGUCGCCUGACCCGUGGAAGCUGAGCACGGUGCGUAUAUCGAAUGUUCAAUACAAGGACAAAAGCCCGGUUACGAUCUAUGAAACCGGGUAUGCCUUCGGCAAGACAAGACUCAUGCAGCUUUGGACAGGCACUGUUGAGUUCUUUGAUGACGGCUUUGCCCCACCUAAGAAGAAGUUGCCUCCUUAUCAUGGAUCUGAGGUCCUGGAGGGCGAGGGGGGUUUACGCUAUCGUCAAAAUGUGCCUCGUUCCGAGCGAGCAUACAAGGGGUCUCGAAAACCGAACUCUAUCGACUCUGAAUCCUGGCGAAGCAUGAAUCGAGCCGAGCGGGAAGGAUAUGUUGAGGCUGAGCGCCGAGAAGCUGAGUCUCAUGCUAUGUCGCGCGAGGACUCUCGCGAUGCCGCUCCUGUCGAUAUCGCUUUCGAUUCGGAUUAUGAGUCUGGUGCCGAACGGCAUGACAAGGACUACUGGUAUCACGAUGUCGCAGCUGGCACGAUCACCCGAUUUCAUGUGAUCGAGCGCCGAGCGCGCUUUAAUCCGACCUCCGUCAAGGAUUGCCCAGUUGAUCCUGCGACGUUGACCGAUGUCAGGAUGACCAUGGCCAUGACCGACGGCACGGAGUUUACAUUGCAAGACUCCUGGAGAUUAUCCGAUGUUCGAUCUCUGCCGUGUCGGUGGACUGGGAAGACCGUUUUCGUCAUUGGUUCCUCUGCCAAAACGCAGAUUAAAGUUCGCACUAGUCUGCCGAAUAAAGAUGGCACGGAGCGCCGCGUGCAAACCGCAAAUGGAUAUUAUGGCCAUGCACUGCGUGCUAAAGGGCGUAUUGUCGUCCCUGCCAAGUCUCGCGCCUGUGUUGUUACCGAUCUUGAGUUUGAACCCCCGGGCGGUAUGUCAGCCCGUCUCCAGCCGCUUCGCGGCAGUGGCCUCGAUGUUUGUCCGGCCAUGUACACGUACAAUGAGGGGGCCACUCAAUCCGGUGUUGACGUCCUUAAUCCUACCGAUUCCGAUAUUACAAUCGAGCCUGGACAGGACGUUGCAGUGGUUCAAUUUUACACUUCGGUAUUGGCAGCGGUUGAACUCGACUUCACCGCAGAGGAUGUCAAUGGUGAUGUGUCUAUGCCGGUCGAAUCAUCCGACGAUGGUAUUGCUGCUGGUGCAGCGCCAGCCAUGUCUAUACGUCCUGCCAAUUUGGCCAAGGGCUGGGAGCUCAUGGCUUCCAAGAUCAAAUUGGAGCCGCCCUCGAGCAUCAAACGUUAUCUGGGAUGUGAACAUGUUACCUUCUCCCACACUGUUCCUAGCACUUUUGAUCCGCGUUCCUACUGGACGCGAUUCGAGGAGCCUAAGAAGGCGUUUCCCGAGCUAACUUUUGGCGAUCGAGACACCAGUGUCGCGCAAGGCUCAGUUGGUCCUCGCGAAAUUCGAAUGAUCAAGUACGAUAUGCGAUCAUUCAUGGAGCAGUGUGUUUCUCGCCAUGUUGAGCUCUGUGGUCCUAAGUAUAAGGCCUCCUUACGGUCGGCUGACACGCCGUUCCUCGAUGAGUCGCGACCGGAGUUCGAUACCAAUCCGGAUCGCCCUGCCGUGAACCGCCUGCUAGGCCAUUCCGCUGACACGCCUGUGCCUCCUGGUAAGGGCGUUCUCGGCGACUGUGCAGCCGCCGUUCUGAUGAAAAUCCUGUAUGGUGCUCGCAUGGGGCGGUACGAUCUCAUUCGUCCUGUGCAGGCACUUGCCAGUCUCAUCACUAAAUGGGAUGGCUUGUGUGACAAGAAACUCCAUCGAUUGGUGUGUUAUAUCAAUUCUACCCUCGAUCUCAAUUUGUAUGGGUGGAUUGGUGACGCACCCGAGAUGCUGGAGCUUGUGCUCUACUGUGAUGCCGAUCUUGCGGGUGACAUGGGGUACAGCAGUUCGUCUGCGGAGCAGCGAUGGCUGAGGACCGAUACGAGUAUCAAACACAACGACCUCGCCAAGUUGUCACCCACUGAGAUGUCCAGGGAAACGGUCAACCCGGCUGAGGCUGUGAAGUUCUUCAAGGGUUUUCUGCAGCUUCGGCCGACGCUGUCAUUUCUCCCUGGAUCAUUUCUGGCGAUCAAGGCUCUUAACCGAUUUCCCACGCUGGACUCUCUAAAGGAGCAGGCCAUGCAUCUCGAGAACGAUCGCAAGGAACAUGGCUACGAUCUUCCUGCCGUGGAUGCGAACGGAAUCGGGGAAGUGGCCGCCUUCCGCAACGAAGACGACGAUGGAAAUACCCCGUUGAUGCGCGGGUGGGUCUCGUUCAUGAAGGCAUUGGCAGAUACUUACCCUGGGAGAUGCGUCAGCAUCGAUGAUACGCUCAACUGGGGAGCCAGCACCCCUAUGGCCUACGAGGACGGUGCUUCGCAGAUCACUAUCCACCCGACUGACGGAUGGGUGUAUGUCCCGGCGAUGAAUUCGGACAUUUAUGAUCCUCAGGAAACGUUCCUCCACGGCUUGUUCGGAGAGGAUUACGUGACGGACGAUUAUGGAAGUCACGAACCCUGCGUCUGGGUGACUGGAAACGCCCCCGAGGCUGCCGGCACCUAUGCGUCUGGCACGUACCUCGGUGGGGGAUACUGGUUCCAAGUGAUGAUCUGCGUCUCCCGGACUAUGGUGAACAGCCACAGCCGAACGACAAAGAAGCUGGGGGGAUCCCAGAAGCAGAUCCGCGUCGGGACUAGGUUUCUCGAGUUGUGCGGGAUCGCAUUCAGGCCAUUCCGACUUAUGGACGACCGCGAGAAUGGGGUUUCGACCUCCCCGAGCUACGUCGUCCACGGACACCGAUUCCUCAGUGCCGACGGAACGAAAGCCGUGGCCUGGCACCCGUGGAUGGAGGCGAGCCCGAUCGAUCCUCGCAUCCUGAAGCUGCUGGGAGACAUUGUCGCUCACGAUAAUGUCGAGUUUGCAGACCUCACGAUUCAAGGAGGCAGCACUACCCAACAGAUUGCUUCUACCGAGACAGAGCAACCUGGGGCAGCCGCGGCUGAUGAUCAGGCCACGGCGGGUAGUGGUGAAGCGACGGAACGAAUCACCGUCGACCCGUCAGUGCUUCGACGCAAUCACUGGAUGCCUGACAGUUACGGAACGAGCGAUCACGCUACCGUCGGUGGAAGGUAUGCCUUGCUGUCCGAGCUUCAGUCUUCUAGCUACCGAAUUGAGCUUGCGCCAUUCUUCCAGCUGCGUGCACCCAUCCUGGGAGAGGAAGGGAGCCAGGGUCUGCCCAAGCCUUCAAGGCUCGAGACGAUUGCCGGGGGACCAUCCAAGGAAUGGGAGGCAUGGUGCAAGCACUACCGAAAGGCAUACAUUGUCAUGCUUGGCAACUUCGGCUACAUGCCAGCCAAGAGCAUCAAGGGUAUCCAGUACGAUGAAGAUGGUACAACGGAUAUCAUUAGCGCGCCCGUCUGGAGUCCGGCCGACGCCCUUGUGGCAAUCUCGAUCCACGGGAUCAGAGCGGUCACGACCAUGGCUUCCACGAUUGCAUUUGGGGGUGCUCCGCCAACGAUUAAGCCGGCGGUACCCAGUAAGCCGCAGAGGUUCGUCGUCAUGCACGACGGUCUGCUGACCUUCAGGGCCGCCAAAUCUUGGCACGAUGGUGAGAUGAACGCCCAUCUGAAAAGCGCGCUGACGAGUUUCGGAUUCCCGGAAUCUGAGGUGCGCGUGCAGGCGUUCGAUGAGGGCUAUAAGCUCAAGGAUAUGAUCGAUACGCUUGCGCUGAUGCAGAGCGACACCUCUAUCCCGCCAUCGAAUGUGCACAUCCUCAUCCUUUGGAGAGGAGAGGAUUUGUGGAAGCUGGACCAGGGCUGGAGUAAGCUUACCGGUGACAUCGAUCUGGCACGAUCACAAUACGCCAAGUCGACUGCACGGGAUGCUCUCGAGGAGUACAACACGAUCUACGGAUCAGUGUCCUUCUGCGGACCAGUGUCUCCGAGCAUGGGAUACCUUCCGACUCUGCCAGGCCAUCUCUUCGAGAAAUACAGAGAGGAGAUGAGGAUGAUCUGGGACACGAUCAGAAGGUCCAACUUCCUCACCCUGUCAUUUGACGCUAUCCUGGAGGGGCUGCCGUUCCUGAGGGGAUAUCACAUCAUGCACGAGUCCAAGACGAUUGGGGUCUUGUGUACUCGUAUCUGCUCGAUGUUCACGCUUGCGGCUCUCGCGCGAUUUCCAUCUUAUGGCUUAUGGGACCCGCCGAAGGGCGCGGUGAAGGCCAUUGUGCACUCCACGGUGCAGGACCUAAUCGAAGGAGCAGAUCGCGGUCCCGAUCAUGGACCCACGAAGACUGUUGAUAUGAGUCAGCUCGGCUUCGAUGAGGACGAUGAUGAAGAUAUGGCCGGUGACAUAGCUCCAGCUGCGACCAAGCAUCCGGUUAAACAGGAGCCGGGGACAUUGGCGGAUCUUCCGGGUGUUCGUCAUCCAGAUCCGAUUGUAUUGCCCGCUACUCCUGUGCCCGGCCAGGCAAUGCCUGUGUCGCCCGGCCUUGCCCCGGCUGCUACGAACAAUGAGGAAUCUAGCAGCAGUUCCGAUGAUGACGAACAGCAAGGGGAUGGCGAUACGGCAAUGCCCGAGGCCAAGAAGGAGGAAUCCGAUGAGGAGUUCAAUGAGCUUCUCGAAGAGAUGACUGAUGCAUUCGAGCAAAUGCCUACUCCUCGUGAUGCGGAGCGAACUGUCGCGGCCAAUCGGGAUGCCGCUCGACCGCCUGCCGUGCCGACGAUUCCCGUAUCCGCAAUGAAGAAGCCGAAGCCGAUCGGUGGCGAGGAAGCCGCAGGGCCCACCACCGAGAACCGCCAGAGUUAUGCUCAUUGCGAAAGCCAAGUCAGUGAGGCUGAGGCUCGCCGUGAGCAGGCUGCGAAGAUGAAGGCACAUAUCGCUGAAGUGGCGAAGGGUGCCACAGGCGUUGAAAACGCCGAACACCUUCGAUCCAUUGCCGAUGGGCUCGCCAGGAUCAUGGACCCGAACAUUAGCGAUGACAAUGUGUUCCAGGGUGCCAUGUACCCUCCGGGUGACUAUGCGCUCGACGCUGUCACGAACCGGUUGGCCCAAGGCAGGCGUCGGGUCGAAUCGAACAGCAAUCUCAUCAGGGAGAUGGCCAGCGACCGAUUUACGCCUGUGCUUAUCAACCGAGAUACUGGUGAGACUGUGUCAGCAAUCGAUGCACGAUGGACCCCAGAGUAUGGAAACAGGGGGGAGCUUGAGGCCAAGGUUGGUGCGAUCAUUUCCAACCUUGAUGCCGUGGUUGCAAGCAUGUCAACCCUCUCUGUGUUCCAUCCACACAUUCCCUCAACGUAUGGUAUGGCUCGAUCGCUUCUCAAUACCUACCAGUCGUUGCAGAUUGCCAUUCGACACCGUGGCAUGGGUGCGAUGUCCUUCGAACAGAUGGUGUUCAAACCUGAGGACCUUGAGGUUCCGACGCCCGAUGAUUGGCCGGAGCUCAUUGCGCCUACCCCAGGAAAAGUCAUUCAGUCCAUGCGGGUAGCCCUGGUAAACAAUACCGCAGCGAGGUUGACGAGAGAAGACCUCAAGCUGCCGCCGGGCUUCGCUAUGCAGCGACGGGUGACCGAAUUCCGUAAGCCGGAUGAGGAUCCGGUACAGAGCCUGAUGGGACUCACCGAUGAUCUGAGCUACGGCACCACCAGCCGAACUGGGGACGAUAGGUUGUCCCAGUUCCAGCGCAGUGUCGCGGUACAGCUGCGGAACACUGCAGGGUUCAUUGCGAGCGAGUUUCAGAAGCAUGCCCGAUCGAUUGCUGCUUCCUCCUCGCGUCGCAGUGAUGCCUCUGGCGCCAUGAGUAGCCUGGGUGAAGGUGCGGCAGACAACGAUCUUCCGUCCACCGAGCCGGCUAGUGUCGCUUCUGAGCGUGCGACGACGCCUCCUCCGCCGAACGUGGAGGAUGACGAUGAUAGCAAUAUGGAGGAUGACACGGUCGAUCAGAAGCCUGAGCAGAAACAUGAGGAGGAUGCCGAAAUGGGUAGCGGACAGGAGCUGCAAGACGAGGUCCCCGGCAAGGCCCCGCCGCCAGCUGCCCGAACCGCUGAAAACCCACCGGAACACGGCGUGCGUUCCAGUUCUGCGAAUGUGAUGAAAGCUCAGGGAGCCGUGCUCUCCGGUGCUCGUGGGCCGGAUAUCGAUAUUGAUCCAGCCAGUACUGCCGCUGAUCAGGCAGCGAGCGAUCCGAGAAACUGCCGAAUCGAGGGCCCUGGUAUCAAGGCGACAACGAUUCAUCGCCCCGACCAGAUGCCCGAGAGAGGCCUCGACUCCAUAGCACCGGUAGUACAAUAUGAGAUGUCGUCCGUUCCGAUAGCGCUACCGGAUUUCGUCGUUCCGCGACUCGACAUGGGCAUCGAUGACUCUGUCCAUGGCCGACUGGUCUCAGCGACCUGCCUCCCACCGACCGACGAACAGCGCAAGUUUUCGAGGCGACGAUUCGCCAUGCUCUCCUCGAAUCAGACAGUGUACUUGAACGUGGCACUUCACAAGAAACCUGUCAAAGGGGAUCACGAUUCUUUCCUCCGACCGGAGUCUUACGAGGAUUGCCGCAACAUUCAUGACGCUGUCCGGGCCUACAAUGCCAGAGAGGCCAAAUACCGAUCUGUCGGCGGAACAUCUGUGUCAUGCAGUCGAUUGCUUAUCGACGACGCACAAAACAUUCCCGCUGCCACGAUUCCGGACGCAGGAAUGAUCAAUUUGGUGCGGAAGCUGAUGUUCCGAGUGCUGACACAAACGAAGGAGUAUCCUUCCCCUACUGCCGGUGGACCGCAGAAUCGCCCUCAGGAUCGUGAGAGGGGCAUUCCCUUGUAUUCACACUUCGAUCAGAGUGGCAUCAUCGCUUUCGAUGUCAUCCCGAUGUACAUGGAGCGUGAGAGGGAAUACAUGAAGGCCAACGCCGGAGAAGCCAGUGGCCGGAUUCUUCUCCAGACAAAUGUCCUGGAUGAGAACGAUGAACCAUCCGAGCUUGCUCUUCAAUGCAUCAUGGAGAUUGCCCGGACGGACAACAAUCGAAUGUUUGAGUUCUUCUACUCUACGAUCAACGAUGAUGGAAGACCUCAGUUUGUUGGCAUCCGAUGCCAACACGGGCCGUUCGUUCAGCUCGCUCAAGACCAUUAUGUUAGUGGCGAGAGGAAGAGGAAUGUGGCCCGACAUCAUCCCCAAUACGGAUGGGGUUGCGCAACGAUUCGCGAAUUCUUCGGGUACAUGAGCGAUUGCAAUGUCAACCCUCCAAAGGGACAGCUGUUCCUCACCCUGCUCCCGUAUGCUCCCGGAUCUGGGAACAACAACGAGUGGGAAGAGGUGUACAUGAACGUCCGAAUGAACCCGAAGCGUGAGACGCUCUCGAAUACCGCGUCGACACAAUCAAUGCUCCCUGAAGGAUUGGGAUCCAAUCGCAUGAUCGUGUUCGCAAUUGAUUUGCACAUGGUCGCGGCGGGUAUCAAUCCGAUUAACUUCCAUCCGAGAGGAUACUACGCGAUCAAAGACAGUAUCCCUCUCGCCUGUAUGCCGAUAGCAUACUUCAUGGACUCGGGAUCCCUAGUGUUCAACACGGCCUUCAAAUACAUCGGAGGUACGAAGUUUGGCACUGGCCCCGAGCGAGGAAAGCACCAGCGGGAGACGUGGCCGCUCGCUAGCUUCGACUGCCCCAUGUGCGGAGCUUCAUUCCCGGUUGGUCUCCAUAUGUGCCACUCUUGCACUAAGCCGAUUCACUAUCCUGACGGGAUGUUCUAUGCCGAUCCUGUGAAUCCCUUCCAGGUUGAAUACUACGGAAGUCAUGCUGUGUGGCUCAACGAGCUUAUCGAACGAAACAAGCUGACCGAGUUCCAGCUUCACGAAUAUCCUGCGAUAAAACAGCUGAGGAACUUCCCGGUGUCUAGGUCUCUCGCCGAGGAUCAUAGGCAGACCGCAUUUUUUCGGGGUGCCGCCAUCAAGUGCACCGCAGUUGACACAUCGCCGACUGAAGUGGCUUGUUGCCGGGAUCACUGGCAAGAGGCUCGAUGUGGCGUGGAAGAUUUCUUCAAUUCGCAGUCAAUCGAAUGUGCAACCACGAUUGUCAAGCACUUCGGGGCGGUAUUCGCCACGUGCCGCGAAAAGCCACUAUGCUACUAUGCACGAUGGUCGAUCCACUGCCAACGCGCUUACCGAGUUUGCUUGUCGCGUGGAUAUCUCUCCCCCUUUUACACCGGGGAGACAAUCGAGUACACCGUCGAUCCAGAUAUGGCCGAGAAAAUCCGUCUUGCGCACCUGCCUCUGCAGAACGCCAAUCUGGAGAUGAGACGGCGAAUUCGACUCUCCACCGAAUUUGAUACGUUGGAUGAGUUCCGUGCCACUAUCACGGACACGCAAAAGUAUCAGCGAUACAUGCGUGUCGAUAGUGAGAGCCUCUCCGCGCUCCUGGCCAAGGUUACACUGACAACAUGCUACGGCAUCCCGAUAAAAGGUGAGCCUGGCUACAUCUCCGGCGAUGAAGAAGAGGAGAUUGAGGGAGCCGCUGCGGCAACUAAGAAGCCCAAAGGGAAAGGCAAAGGGGACGAUGACCCCAACGUUCAAGCUAUCAAUUGGCGUGAGUUGGACCCCUUGGGACGGAAGCUCAUUCCGCACCAUGCUGAUCCCCGAUUCGCGAUUCUCGAGGAGGGGAAUACCGCACUCCUUGACGAUCCUGAUACGCCCGAUGAAACGCGUAAGGAGUUCAAGGAAUUUGUUCGCGAUCACGCUCACAAGAUAAAGGAGUGUUUCGAUGAGGAUCGCGAAACCGAGAAGACAUUCUUCACUCUUGUUGAAGGAGUGAAGGGUCAGCUCCCUGAUGCUAAGAGCACUGACCCGAUUCUGAUGAAAAGGGACGAUGAUGUCUUCGAGGCUAUGCCCGAUGAACUGGAAGAGCCUGACGAGCUAUUCGAUGUUGCAGCUCGCCAAGCACAACGACGCAGUGAAACGCCUCAGCGCAGAGUGCAGGUCACCGCGCAAAGGCAAACAUCGAUUCCCGAAGCUCAUACCAUUCCCGUUCCGCCAGAAGAAGAGGAUGAGGAUGAUAGUGAGCUGGAACGGGUGAACCGACCCGAUCCGAAGCCAAAGCGCCGAGGACGGGAGCAUUUCGGAGGCAUCGCCCCUGAGACGAAUCCGCCCCCGCCUCGCGAAAUGCCGCCGCCAUCGAAUCUACCGACUCGAAAGACACAGCGGCUAUCGGGCUACGGCGCUGCUCACCCUGAUGGAGAGACACUGAGGGUGUCAGGGAGGGCACCAUAUUCCGAUCAGAUGAAGCUGCCCUCGGUACUGCGAAUGAGGACUCGGCUCCAGGAACCAGAUCUGGACAAUCCGACGAUUGAGGAAGUCAUUCGCAUGUAUCAUUCACCGAACACGCUUCCUAUUCUCAGGAAGAAGGCCGCCAGCGUCAUUAUUGCGAUGAAUGCGAAUCCCGAUGAUGAUCAAAAUAUGAAGGCGGCUGGAGUGACUGCUCCUAAUGCCGCGAAUGCAGGGACAGGGGGAGGUGCUUCGCCCGAGAGUACGUCCGCUACCACACAAGAGCGGAUUAACCCAAAGUUCCCGGCGCCAAGCAAUCGCACUGCAUCGAAUCCACCAUCGAAGGUGCCCCGCGAUGACAAAUGGGCUCCUUCGAUCGUGCGACCGGCACCGGGUCGAGUGAUUCCGAAUGCAGAGGCGCGGGGGCGCACACAACAGCGCGUUGCUGAAACAACAGACGCCCCGCCGCCUCCUCCUUCCGAUACUGCUUCGUCUGAGCCACGAUCUCGUACGAUGGGUCCGGCCAAAGAGACAACGGCCAAGGGCAAGUCCCGAACAGGAUCCAACGUGGCAGGCCUCAUCGAUGGGGAGGGCCUUGCCUCCCAUUUGGAUGUUAUUCGUGAAGCCAUCCGGGGAGAACUGAAAGACGCUCUUUCCGAGGUCAAGCAGGACAUCCGGGGAUUUGCAGCCAGAGUUGACAACGUGGAAAGCCAAGUAACGCGGAAGAUGCAGCAAACGAUAAACCUCCUGGACGACAUGACUCAGAAGUACACUCACCAGGGGGACAUCUUGCAACAACUGCAGGAGGCGAACAAAGAAGUCAAUCUCAGGCUGGAGCGGCUUGAAAAGGGCGGGGGAUCGUCGACGGCAGGCAGCACAAUUGCCCCGUCCGACAGCGCCCGCAAACCAGCACCGAUCAUCGGGGGAUGGGACCCGGACGCCUCGGCCUCCGACACCAAAGAUGCAGUCCUUGAUGUUCUCAAGUCGGUGGAGGCACCCAUCGAUACAGCCACGCUCUUCGUGCCGGGGGUCCGGCGCGGGUACGCCAUCCUACCUAUCGACGAGCCCAUGGGGGAGACCUUCGAGCAACGCCGCACUCGGGUCCAAGAGGUUAUCUCUAAAGUUCGGGGAGCCAACAUUCAGUUGGGGAGCAGAUCCGAUGGCACGAUUGGGCGCGACUCGCAGCAAAAGUGGGGGACCGAAGAAGCCGGGCCUGGCUGGGUGGACAUUGCCGCGAUCGCUAAGGCAACCCGUACCACCAAGGAAGCCGAGGGGGGAAAGAUGCCCGGCCAAAUUUGGGCAAUGGCGUGGAAUGUCGGGGGGUUGACAGCAGACAACUUGCUGAAACUCCUGGACACCUUCGACGGCAGCCCGGACCUGAACUGCGUUACACUUGUCCUGGUGCAGGAAAUCAUCUGCGACCCAGGGGGAUGCUUCCUCGACGAUACCUAUCUUUGGUCGCAGAACCGCAACCACCUACAGCGCCUCUUACAGAACCUUGAAACAGAGCUCGCAGAGGACGGCCUCCACAUCCACCCCACCAAGACCGCUAUCCUGUAUAGCCAGCCAGAAGGGGGAGGCACCUUCCAAAUAGGGGACGCCACAGUCCCGUGCGCCGAUCACAAAACCGUCAUCGCGACGCUGGGCUCUCCCAUUACCUUCGGGGAGCAGACGGCAGCGAUCAUUGCAGAAAUGAACCGACGGGGGAGACAAUCCUUCGCCAAGCACAAAAGCAUCCUACUCGCACGCACGGGCCUGAAAGCAAGAAUGGCAGCAUACACCACGCUAGUCCGAUCGGCAGCGCUAUAUGCGGAUGAAACAUGGCCAGUCAACCAGCGCAUACUUAAAGCAGCAAAUUCGUUGCAAGCACAACACUUGCGGCGCAUGCUGCACAUAGAGAGGCGGCCCACCGAACAGUGGGCGGACUGGCACAUCCGAUCGCUCCGGAUGGCGCGACUCCACUUACAGCGGGGGGGCUGGAACCGCUGGUCCACAUACAUCCUGCAGCAAAUCUGGUCCCUCUGGGGGCACAUGGCUAGAGGGGGAGCCGAGGUCAACGCCAUGGUCCAGUGGAAAAAUCUGGACUUCUGGCGCCAAGAACAACGCAAACCACGCAGCAGCAGAGUCAACCAUGCAGCCGGAUUCAAUCCGGAGGCCGACGUCGAGAGAGCCUUGGAGAGCAUCGGGGGAACGCGCUGGGGGGAAGCAGCCCAAGACCGGGCACACUGGCAAACCUUGUCAACGACCUUUGUUGAGCGCUACGACGUGCCGUGGGCGACAGGGAAGCAGACAAGCAUACAAGACAACCUCACACCAAACAGCCACAGAGGGGGGCGCGCGAAGCGCGCGAAGCCGCGCGAAGCGCACGCGAAGCGCGGGCGCAAGAAGCACGCGCGAAGCCGCGCGAAGCGCGCGAAGCCGUGCGAAGCCGCGCGAAGCGGCGCGAAGCCGGGUCUGCCAGCCUUCGUCAUGGUGAAGCGAGCCGCGAAAUGCAUGCUGUGCAGCAAAACGCGCGCUCUGCGCGAAGUCAAGAAGGAAAGCCUGCUGGAGGCUGCGAAGGCAGCUGCGAAGAAGACUGUCAAGUUGUGCGAAACUUGUGCGACGAAGCUCUCCCACGCCCUCACGGCCAAGCGCAAGGCCAUGGGUGACGGCGAUGUUUGA
This is a messenger RNA of Symbiodinium sp. CCMP2592, 16848 nucleotides long. The record is from the annotation of a GenBank genome assembly. Lineage: Eukaryota; Dinophyceae; Suessiales; Symbiodiniaceae.